CGGACUCAGUCCUCCAGCAAGCUGCAUUGAGGACUUGUUGAUCCCGAGGAGAAACAAGAAAGAUAACCGAUUCUUCCUGAUCGAUCUACCAAGGAGUGCCUGGAAAAUUCAACCGCGACAACUGGCAAUCCUGUGAUCGAGGCAUAUCGUGUCCUUAUACGAGACAAAAAAUGCACACGUGUGUUGCAUUGAUCAUCGUUGCUCUAGCGAGCUCGAUGCACUUUGGUGUCGAUGCAUGGGGCGCUCUCUUUAAUCGUUUCAGCCCGGAAAUGUUAUCGAAUCUGGGCUAUGGUAGUCAUGGUGACCAUAUGAGCAAAACAGGGUUGUAUCAGCGUCCAUUAUCGACCGGCCUUGGAUUUUCUUAUGAUUCUUUAGAAGAUGUACCUUGCUACGAAAGAAGGUGUUCAGCUAACGAAUAUUGUUGUCCGUCUUUUAUCUGCGUAAGCGUUGACGGAGAUAUCGGCCGCUGCGUUAUUGAACUGGGGCAAAAACAGGGAGAACUUUGCAGGAAUGAUAACGACUGUGAAACUGGCUUGAUGUGUGCCGAAGUUGCCGGCAGCGAAACUCGUUCGUGUCAGCCACCAGUGACUUCGAAUAAAUUGUACAAUGAAGAGUGUAAUAUCUCUGGGGAAUGUGACAUCAGCCGUGGUUUGUGCUGUCAGCUUCAGAGACGUCAUCGACAGACACCAAGAAAGGUUUGUUCGUAUUUCAAAGACCCUCUAGUAUGUAUCGGACCAGUUGCGAUGGACCAGAUAAAAUCUGUCGUUCAGUAUACUUCCGGUGAAAAGCGCAUCACUGGACAGGGAAAUCGAAUCCUGAAACGAAUUCCCUUCGCCUAAGAGCUUUGUUGUUCCUCAUAUACUGGUGAGAAUGAAAGGAGAGUCCACAUAAAUCAAAUCCCUUUUGUCGUUAUACUCGAAAAUUUAAGAUAAGUCUGUUACUUGGAAAUUCUUUUAAUUGAUUUGAUGUUCGUAACUCUCGUGUGUCAAGGCAACGGAGCGGAGAAAACAUAAACGUGUCUUUUUCAAUUGUUUUCCUCCAGAUAUUACGACUGAUAAAUACGAUACAUAUCAGAAUAGUCCGUCUUAUAGAAUUAUAAAGUAUACUAUAUAUUAAUGGGAAAAUUUAUGCGACGCGUUUCCAAAAGAUAUGUAUUUUUAACGUAUUGAGCGUACAGGGUGUGUGACGGAAGAGAAAACGUUUCCGUUUUUCCGUUAUUUCUCUAUCCAUGUUCACCUUCUAGUUAGACGUAUUGGAACGUAAACUCUUCGAAAAUAUGUAUAUAGGAAUUGAAUAGCUGGAAUCUAAACGACGAUAACGAUAAGAAUAGUAGAGAGAAAUCAUGAUUCUAGAAAUUGAAUUCCUUCGUUGAAAGGCUCUGAUAGAAUUUUGUUACGAGUUCUUUAAAGAAAGAAUAGCGUUUCUUUGAUUCACCCUGUACACGACUAAAACUAUUUUUACUUUCAAUGACU
This is a messenger RNA of Eufriesea mexicana, 1472 nucleotides long. RefSeq names its product space blanket (gene spab). The coding region runs from base 171 to 839 and encodes 222 amino acids. The transcript is spliced from 6 exons. NCBI's taxonomy places the organism in Eukaryota, Metazoa, Arthropoda, Insecta, Hymenoptera, Apidae. The record is from RefSeq and is a predicted model, not a curated record.